Messenger RNA from Piliocolobus tephrosceles (Ugandan red Colobus), 981 nucleotides. RefSeq names its product cyclin dependent kinase inhibitor 3 (gene CDKN3). Gene Ontology annotation, molecular function: protein tyrosine phosphatase activity. The coding region runs from base 203 to 841 and encodes 212 amino acids. The transcript has 8 exons. The record is from RefSeq and is a predicted model, not a curated record. Gene Ontology annotation, biological process: protein dephosphorylation. Lineage: Eukaryota; Metazoa; Chordata; Mammalia; Primates; Cercopithecidae.
UAGAGGCCAAGCCUUCGGCCAUCCGAAGGAGGAGUAAGAAGCUAGAAGCGGAUCUGAUUGGUUGCUGGAAGACGCCGCGCCCACCUCACAGAAGGACGAACCAGUGAGCUAAGCGGAGGGGGCGCGGGCUCGGCCCGGACACCGGUGAGUCGCCGGCGCUGCAGAGAGAGGCGGCACUGGUCUCGACUUGGAGCGGCCAGCGAUGAAGCCGCCUAGUUCAAUACAGACAAGUGAGUUUGACUCAUCAGACGAAGAGCCUAUUGAAGAUGAACAGACUCCAAUUCAGAUAUCAUGGCUAUCUUUGUCACGAGUGAAUUGUUCUCAGUUUCUCGGUUUAUGUGCUCUUCCAGGUUGUAAAUUUAAAGAUGUUAGAAGAAAUGUCCAAAAAGAUACAGAAGAACUAAAGAGCUGUGGUAUACAAGACGUAUUUGUUUUCUGCACCAGAGGGGAACUGUCAAAAUAUAGAGUCCCAAACCUUCUGGAUCUCUACCAGCAAUGUGGAAUUAUCACCCAUCAUCAUCCAAUCGCAGAUGGAGAGACUCCUGACAUAGCCAGCUGCUGUGAAAUAAUGGAAGAGCUUACAAUCUGCCUUAAAAAUUACCGGAAAACCUUAAUACACUGCUAUGGAGGACUUGGGAGAUCUUGUCUUGUAGCUGCUUGUCUCCUACUAUACCUGUCUGACACAAUAUCGCCAGAGCAAGCCAUAGACAGCCUGCGAGACCUAAGAGGAUCUGGGGCAAUACAGACCAUCAAGCAAUACAAUUAUCUUCAUGAGUUUCGGGACAAAUUAGCUGCACAUCUAUCAUCAAGAGAUUCACAAUCAAGAUCUGUAUCAAGAUAAAGAAUUUCAAAUAGCAUUUAUAUGACCAUGUCUGAAAUGUGAGAGUUCUGGCAUCAUUUGUAUUGAAAUGAAACCACUAGUGUUAUCAACUUGAAUGUAAAUGUACAUGUGCAGAUAUUCCUAAAGUUUUAUUGACAAAA